AUGCUGAAGAUGGAGCCUCUGAACAGCACGCACCCCAGCACCGCAGCCCCCAGCAGCCACCUGGUGUCCCACGUGCCCGGCAGUGAGAGCGGCAACGGCAAUGAAUACUUCUACGUUCUGGUGGUCAUGUCCUUCUACGGCAUUUUCUUGAUCGGAAUCAUGCUGGGCUAUAUGAAAUCUAAGAGGCGGGAGAAGAAGUCGAGCCUCCUGCUGCUGUACAAAGAUGAAGAGAGGCUCUGGGGGGAGGCCAUGAAGCCGCUGCCCAUGGUGUCGGGCCUGAGGUCGGUGCAGGUGCCCAUGAUGCUGAACAUGCUGCAGGAGAGUGUGGCGCCUGCCCUGUCCUGUACCCUCUGCUCCAUGGAAGGAGACAGCGUGAGCUCCGAGUCCUCCUCCCCAGACGUGCACCUCACUAUCCAGGAGGAGGGGACAGAUGAUGAGCUGGGGGAGACUUCAGAGAUGCUCCUCAACGAAAGCAGCGAAGGGUCCUCAGAGAACAUCCAUCAGAAUUCCUAG
Messenger RNA from Neomonachus schauinslandi (Hawaiian monk seal), 513 nucleotides. It is a transcript of the gene KCNE4, whose product is annotated as potassium voltage-gated channel subfamily E regulatory subunit 4. Gene Ontology annotation, molecular function: delayed rectifier potassium channel activity; transmembrane transporter binding; potassium channel regulator activity. Gene Ontology annotation, cellular component: membrane. The record is from RefSeq and is a predicted model, not a curated record. The coding region runs from base 1 to 513 and encodes 170 amino acids. The transcript has a single exon. Lineage: Eukaryota; Metazoa; Chordata; Mammalia; Carnivora; Phocidae. Gene Ontology annotation, biological process: regulation of heart rate by cardiac conduction; negative regulation of delayed rectifier potassium channel activity; ventricular cardiac muscle cell action potential.